AUGCCACGACGUAAAUCUCCUGACACGGGCAAAUGUAAGGUCUCUCGUACCAGAAGCGUAGGUGGAUGCUACGCUUGCCGAAGAAGGAAAGUUGAAUGCGGAGAAGAAAGGCCCAAAUGUCAACGAUGCGCUAGUACUGCAUAUGACUGCAAAUACAACCUUGUCUUGAGAUGGCAGGAGGAAUUUGCCAUAAGAGCCUUUGGUCGAUCCGGCGUGUGGAAGAAAAUUGACCGCCGAGGAUCGACUUCGGACGUUCAUCGAUCUCCUUCUUACGAUCUCUCGUCGGGAUUGGUUACACAGUGCUAUAUCCCGCACAUAUCACAUCAUCAUCUUGUAAACGGGACCGUCAAGAACUUUCACGAGAUGCUGUCAUGUGAUAAAGACGACCAAGCCGGUGUUGAACGUGAACUAAUGGAUACUGCCGUCGAAGUCACCACUCUUACUUCUCCUAGAUUGAAAUAUGUUCCAGCCUGCACAGCACUUGUUGCAUCUCCUAUCAUCUCAUCGUUACCUCAUGUGGAUGACAUAAAUACAACUCUUCUGCUUCAAUAUUAUGUAGACCGUCUAUGUCUGCUAACAACUCCCAAUCAAUCUACAAACUCACCAUUCGCAACAAUAGUUCUCCCUAUUGCAUUGAGUACAUCGCAAUCUACCCUACAAUCUCUUUUGGCACUUUCGGCGUGUCAUAAGAGUAAAACAGAUGCUUCCUGGGGACCGGUUGCCAUGCAGCUUAAGGCGCGGACUCUUCAAUUCUUGCGAGGGAGACUCGAUCAAGGAGACUCCGUAGAGAUAUCAAGAGACCCCGAAAUCAUCACCGUAAGUAUGAUCAUGUGCUUGUAUGAAAUCAUCAAUAGAUGCGAUGAACAGUGUGUAGUUUACCUUCGAGGCGCGCGCGAUAUUAUCCGGAUCCGAAAACAAUUCCCAUUUCUUGCCACUGAAAAAAGCCAGUGGCAACUCCUCCUUUCGUUUUCAGAACGCUUCUUCGCAUACCAGGAUGUGCUGGAACGAACAGCAUGUGCCGGUGUACCAAAUCUCAAGAGUUGCGCUUGGAAAUCUAAAGCUCAUGAAAUCGAUAUAUCGAUGGGCUGUUCCCCAGAACUCUUCCAUAUAUUAGGGUCAAUCACAGAUCUGAUCUAA
Molecule: messenger RNA, 1137 nt
Organism: Botrytis porri
Lineage: Eukaryota; Fungi; Ascomycota; Leotiomycetes; Helotiales; Sclerotiniaceae
Exons: 3
Coding region: 1-1137 (378 amino acids)
Biological process (GO): positive regulation of transcription by RNA polymerase II
Cellular component (GO): nucleus
Molecular function (GO): DNA-binding transcription factor activity, RNA polymerase II-specific; transcription cis-regulatory region binding; zinc ion binding
Source: RefSeq, a predicted model, not a curated record